CCGAGCGCGCCGGCGCCGCGACCGCAGACAAAGGCGCCGCUCGCGCCCGGGCCGCCGCGCUCUCGGGCUCUGCUUUGGGGGAGUGCUGCACACAGCAGGAGGGGCGGCUGGGCAGUGCAGAGCCUGGAAUCCCCUGAGCAAGCAGUGUUUCAGCUGGCUGGACAGAUCAAAUAACAUUUGGGCUGGUUAACAAAGGACACGCAAGUGGGAAGGUGUUGGAAGCUGGAGUGUGGAAAUUUACCCAACGUUAUUCCUUUGACAGAAAAGGGGACAUGGUCUGAAAGAUGCCGCAUUCCUGCAGCCUGUCUGAGUUCAGCAGCACACAGUCUUGUGCAAGGUGGUGUGGAGGAGGGGGUGACAGAGGACAUUGCCCCAUCUGAAGCCCCUGGAGGAUCCUGGCUUGGCAGCUGAGUGCCCCUCAGCGUUGGGACUUGAGGUGUAACUUGGUGUAGAGCCCAAGAAAGGUGGUUGGGUUUCUCUGGCUUUCUUCACCAAUGCUCACCAGCCUGGUUUGGGUUGCAGAAUCUAAGGGGAACUGGUAGAAAGCGGAGCUGGCAGAAGUAGAAAGAAGCCCCUGGAAGCCUCCAGAAUCCAUUGCUGGGAUCACUUCAUCCUGCUCAGGACACAGAGAAUAGCUACCAAGCUGCUGGAUGCUGUGACAGAACCGAGCUCUGGACCAUCGUAAGUCAAGGAGCACAGCUCAGCAACAGCUCUGCAUUUCAGCCGGAAGGAACAUCUUUUAACAAAAGAUUCAGAGAGGAGAGUUUCUGCAUCUUUUACCUUGAGGUCCAUAUGGUAGAACACUUUACACUCACAUAGAUAAUGAGACUGGUAUUUCUCUCCAAGAUGCUACCUUUGAAAAAAGCAUGAGCCAUUCUAAGCUUCGAGGAGAGUUCAGGGUCCAGAGGCGUUGGCGGACAGCCCUCCCGACGCAGGUUAAGAAAACAGUCUGAGCCUUCGCCUUCCACAGUUCAGCAAGCGUGGACAUACGCCACUCCUUUCUCCAGAAAGCUGGUGGCAGUGCCCUCACCACGAGAAAAAGCAGCCCUCAGCUCUGGGACUCGACAGAAUGAGGUGUGCUGGGGAAGCCGCUACCCAGGACGUGGCCGCCGUUGACUGCCCCUCCAUCGCCCGGGCAGACCCUGACCACUGAGCCGACAAUGGCUGAGAAGGGUGACUGCGUCGCCAGCGUCUAUGGGUAUGACCUUGGUGGGCGCUUUGUUGACUUCCAACCCCUGGGCUUCGGUGUCAAUGGGCUGGUGCUGUCGGCCGUGGACAGCAGGGCCUGCCGGAAGGUGGCCGUGAAGAAGAUCAUCCUGAGCGACGCCCGCAGCAUGAAGCACGCGCUCCGGGAGAUCAAGAUCAUCCGGCGCCUGGACCAUGACAACAUCGUGAAGGUGUACGAGGUGCUGGGACCCAAGGGCACUGACCUGCAGGGCGAGCUGUUCAAGUUCAGCGUGGCCUACAUCGUCCAGGAGCACAUGGAGACCGACCUGGCACGUCUGCUGGAGCAGGGCACGCUGACGGAGGAACACGCAAAGCUGUUCAUGUACCAGCUGCUCCGCGGGCUCAAGUACAUCCACUCCGCCAAUGUGCUGCACAGGGACCUGAAGCCUGCCAACAUCUUCAUCAGCACAGAGGACCUCGUGCUCAAGAUCGGGGAUUUCGGGUUGGCAAGGAUUGUUGACCAGCAUUAUUCACACAAGGGUUAUCUGUCAGAAGGGCUGGUAACCAAGUGGUACCGCUCACCGCGCCUGCUCCUCUCCCCGAACAACUACACCAAAGCCAUCGACAUGUGGGCCGCCGGCUGCAUCCUGGCCGAGAUGCUCACGGGGAGGAUGCUCUUUGCUGGGGCUCACGAGCUGGAGCAGAUGCAGCUCAUCCUAGAGACCAUCCCUGUGAUCCGGGAGGAGGACAAAGAUGAGCUGCUCAGGGUGAUGCCUUCCUUCGUCAGCAGCAGCUGGGAGGUGAAGAGGCCGCUGCGCAAGCUGCUCCCCGAAGUGAACAGCGAAGCCAUCGACUUUCUAGAGAAGAUCCUGACCUUUAACCCCAUGGAUCGCCUAACAGCCGAGAUGGGGCUGCAGCACCCCUACAUGAGCCCAUACUCAUGCCCCGAGGAUGAGCCCACCUCACAGCACCCCUUCCGCAUUGAAGAUGAGAUCGAUGACAUCCUGCUGAUGGCUGCCAACCAGAGCCAGCUCUCCAACUGGGACAGGUACCCUGUGAGCCUGUCAUCGGACCUGGAGUGGAGGCCGGACCGGUGCCAGGACACGAGCGAGGUGCAGCGCGACCCGCGCGCGGGCUCGGCGCCCCUGGCGGAGGACGUGCAGGUGGACCCGCGCAAGGACUCGCAGGGCAGCUCGGAGCGCUUCCUGGAGCGCUCGCACUCGUCCAUGGAGCGCGCCUUCGAGGCCGACUGCGGGCGCUCCUGCGACUACAAGGUGGGCUCGCCCUCCUACCUGGACAAGCUGCUGUGGCGCGACAGCAAGCCGCACCACUACUCAGAGCCCAAGCUCAUCCUGGACCUGUCGCACUGGAAGCAGGCGGCCGGGGCGCCCCCGAGCUCCGCGGUGGCCGCCGACGCCGGGCCGCACGAGGACGAG
Molecule: messenger RNA, 2603 nt
Organism: Leptonychotes weddellii (Weddell seal)
Lineage: Eukaryota; Metazoa; Chordata; Mammalia; Carnivora; Phocidae
Gene: MAPK4
Product: mitogen-activated protein kinase 4
Biological process (GO): protein phosphorylation
Molecular function (GO): ATP binding; MAP kinase activity
Source: RefSeq, a predicted model, not a curated record